AAAAAAAAAGUAUAGUGGCCCAGAUUCUCCCACGUGUCAUCCCACGUGGCACUCGUUACAUCCUGAAAAACGAUUCGCCUCCAUUUUCUGAGUCCGUCUGAAACUUCGAACUAAAGGCCGUUGCUUUUAGUAAACGGAAAUUCAAAAACUGAGCUAGCUCCGAUGAACGGGAACGAGGACGUGAAGAUGGAAAAUCGCAGAGAAGCUUUGGUGUAUAUGUCGGGAUAUUUACCGGGUGUCUCGCCGGAAAAGUCGCCGAUGCUGUCUCUGGAGCCGGUCCAGUUUCCGAGUCCGAUGGACGGUGGAGAUUCGUGGAGGGACGUCUGCGGUGGCGGCUGUGGAUUCGCUAUGGCCAUCUCAGAGAGUGGGAAACUGAUAACUUGGGGAUCGGCGGAUGAGGAAGGACAGAGCUACUUGGUUGCGGGGAAGCAUGGGGAGACUCCAGGGACAUUUCCUCUCCCAACUGAAGUCUCACUGGUCAAGGCUGCUGCUGGUUGGGCCCAUUGUGUUUCUGUUACAGAGACUGGUGAAGUAUAUACAUGGGGGUGGAAAGAGUGUGUUCCCUCAGGGAAGGUAUUCCAUGAUUUGGCUCUGGUGGGAAGUAUUGAGAAGGAUGCUACAACUACCGGGAAACUAAGUUCAUUACCAGCUGAACAAGGAAGAUCAUUGUCUCAAGGCUUCAAUUUUAGUGGUGAGACAGUAUCUCAUCUUGACAGCAAAAGGGCCGGAGAGGAAAUUGCAAAGCGAAGGAAAACUUCGUCAGCUAAAUUAGAACCUGAAAGCUCAACAGCAGCUGAUGAACUCUUCAUCGCAUCGCCUUGUCUUGUAACAAUGGGUCCUGGUGUGAGGAUCACUACAGUUGCUGCUGGUGGACGCCACACUUUAGCAUUAUCAGAUAUGGGACAGGUUUGGGGUUGGGGCUAUGGAGGCGAAGGACAGCUAGGUUUGGGUUCACGGAUGAAGAUGGUCUCUUCUCCUCAUCUCAUACCCUGCAUCGAUCAAUCUGCUUCUGGGAAGGACAAGUUUUCUGCAGUAUCUCAAGGAUCAAAAUUUCCUGGAAGUUAUGUGAAGGAAAUCGCUUGUGGGGGUCGACAUAGUGCAGUAAUAACAGAUGCAGGAGCACUGCUUACUUUUGGCUGGGGCCUGUAUGGACAGUGUGGGCAAGGGAAUACGAAAGAUCAGCUAAAAGUUACUCGUGUGGAGUCAUUAGUGGAUACUAGAGUGAAAAGUAUAGCUGCUGGACUAUGGCAUACUCUCUGUAUAUCUGUUGAUGGCCGUGUAUAUGCUUUUGGGGGUAAUCAGUUUGGACAAUUGGGAACAGGUGCUGAGGAAGCUGAGACUCUACCUAGGCUUCUGAACUCUUCAAGUCUGGAAAAUAAGCAUGCCAAAGCAGUUUCCUGUGGAGCACGCCAUAGUACUAUACUGACGGUUUCAUUUAUUUGUUUGCAGAAGAUGGUCAGUUAUUUAGCUGGGGAUGGAACAAGUAUGGGCAGCUUGGUCUGGGUGAUUCUGUGGAUAGGAACAUUCCUUGUCAAGUUUCUAUAGAUGGCUGCUUGCCUAAGCAUAUUGCAUGUGGCUGGUGGCACACGCUAUUGCUGGCGGAAAUACCCAUUUGAAGUGAUGUCCAUUAGAAACAGAGACAAGAGGAUGACAGUUAGGAUUGACCGACUAGCGGUCUGUGUUCUUAAAUGCAUGCUGUUUGUGCAGAAUAUAACAUUUUAUCAAUACGUGCGUGCACGGAGGCUAUGAGCUUUGUAUUCCAUUCUUUGUAGUUUUUUGAAGCUAAUAGUCUUCAAACAGCAAAUAACAGAUAAAUCUCUCUUGAGUUUGUACACAAACAAUAUAAGUACUUCUAGUGAUUCAUAUA
Rosa chinensis is the source of this 1867-nucleotide messenger RNA. Its product is annotated as ultraviolet-B receptor UVR8. The coding region runs from base 163 to 1545 and encodes 460 amino acids. The record is from RefSeq and is a predicted model, not a curated record. Lineage: Eukaryota; Viridiplantae; Streptophyta; Magnoliopsida; Rosales; Rosaceae. The transcript has 11 exons.